Molecule: messenger RNA, 5189 nt
Organism: Colossoma macropomum (tambaqui)
Lineage: Eukaryota; Metazoa; Chordata; Actinopteri; Characiformes; Serrasalmidae
Gene: snrka
Product: SNF related kinase a
Exons: 6
Coding region: 389-2815 (808 amino acids)
Biological process (GO): microtubule cytoskeleton organization; intracellular signal transduction; protein phosphorylation
Cellular component (GO): cytoplasm
Molecular function (GO): ATP binding; tau-protein kinase activity; protein serine/threonine kinase activity
Source: RefSeq, a predicted model, not a curated record
AGAGGAGAGGAGAGGGAGAAGAGCAGCAGCAGCAUUAGGGCGAUUUCGCUGAGAACAGCAGUUCCUUCCCUCCAGCAGCGUUUGCAGCACAUUCAUCAGGAACCGUGUGAGCGCCGCCACAGCAAAUCCGAAGUGCUGAACUUCAUUCAGAGGGCUUUUGUUAAAAGCCUUCAAAACCGGAUCAGAUAGCUUGAUCCGGUUGUUCUUGUCUUGGCGUAUUUAGCGUUAUAAUGCUUUUUAAUGUUCACCGGAGCGAGUGGAGCCUGGCAUCAUGGGUUUGCUGUUACCAGCCAGUGUGCUGAAGUGAGCUGGACCCUCUCUUCACUGUAAACUCUUCCCCUCCCCCAGGGGUUAUCCCCUCCUCUCAUCCAACGGGGGACCAGCAGUCAUGGCGGGCAUCAAGCGUGGCUAUGACGGCAAGAUUGCGGGACUGUAUGACCUGGACAAGACGUUGGGCCGCGGGCACUUUGCUGUGGUAAAACUAGCGCGCCAUGUCUUUACCGGGGAGAAAGUAGCAGUGAAGGUCAUCGACAAAACCAAGCUUGACACGGUUGCUACUGGUCACCUUUUCCAGGAGGUUCGCUGCAUGAAGCUGGUGCAGCACCCCAACAUCGUGCGGCUCUAUGAAGUCAUUGACACCCAGACCAAGCUCUACCUGAUCCUGGAGCUGGGGGACGGAGGGGACAUGUUUGAUUACAUCAUGAAACAUGAGGAGGGUCUAAACGAGGAGCUGGCUAAGAAAUACUUUGCUCAGAUCGUUCAUGCCAUCUCCUACUGCCACCGGCUGCAUGUGGUGCACCGCGACUUGAAGCCUGAGAAUGUGGUGUUCUUUGAGAAGCAGGGCCUGGUCAAGCUGACUGACUUCGGCUUUAGCAAUAAGUUUCAGCCAGGGAAGAAGCUGACGACCAGCUGCGGCUCUUUGGCAUACUCUGCCCCUGAGAUUCUGCUGGGGGAUGAGUAUGACGCACCUGCAGUAGAUAUCUGGAGCCUAGGAGUGAUCCUCUUCAUGCUGGUAUGUGGACAGCCUCCCUUCCAGGAGGCCAACGACAGUGAAACCCUCACCAUGAUCAUGGACUGUAAAUACACUGUACCAAUCCAUGUCUCCAAUGCCUGCAAAGAUCUGAUAAACCGGAUGCUGCAGAGAGAUCCCAAGCACCGAGCCUCACUGGAAGAGAUUGAGAGCCAUGCCUGGCUGCAAGGUGUGGACCCUUCCCCGGCCACCAAGUUCAGCACACCCCUUGUGUCCCACAAGAACCUGUCUGAGGAAGAACACAACAGCAUCAUCCAGCGCAUGGUGCUAGGAGACAUCGCAGACCGUGAGACCAUUGUUGAAGCCCUAGAGACUAACAAGUACAACCACAUCACGGCUACCUACUUCCUGCUAGCGGAGAGGAUCUUACGGGAGAAGCAAGAGAAGGAGGUGCAGCCACGGUCCUCCAGCCCCAGCAACAUCAAGGCCCACUUCAGGCAAUCCUGGCCAACUAAAAUCGACAUGCACCAGGACAUUGAGGACAGUCUGGCGGCUUCGUCCAUCUCUCACGCAGGGGGACCACAGUCUCCGGCCCGCAGUGCUGAGAACUUGCUGAACGGCCACCGCAGCAAAGGGCUCCUGGAGCUGGGCCGGCGGGAGGAGAGCAACGAGGCAUGCGGUGGCUCCGUUCCAUCCGGCCCAACAGCCCCUGUCCCUCCAAAUCCCCUCAAAGCCAGCGGUGUGGCCCUACCGGCAUCAGCCUCUGCCAAGCAGCGCACCUGCCUCUUCCGGGUGGAGGAGGAUGAGGAGGAAGAGGAGGAGCAAGAGCCAUCUCCACUACCCACCCAGGUAAUCCUGCGCCGCAAGCCACCAUCCAUCACCAACCGUCUGACAUCACGCAAGAGCGCCCCUGUGCUUAAUCAGAUCUUCGAGGAGGAGGGCGAGUCGGACGACGACUUUGACAUGGACGAGAGCCUGCCACCCAAGCUCAGCCGUCUUAAGAUGAACAUGGCAUCACCCGGCACAGCACAAAAGCGCUACCACCGCCGCAAGAGCCAAGGCCGCGGCUCCAGCUGCUCCAGCUCGGAGACCAGCGAUGACGACUCUGAGAGCCACCGCCGGCGCUUGGACAAAGAAUCCGGGUUCACAUACAGCUGGAACCGGAGGGACAGCAGUGAAGGACCGCCAGGAAACUCUGGGGGGAAUGGAGGGGGUGGCAGCAGUGGAGGACAAAGCAAACCCCCAGGGGAGGGCAACUCUGGACCGGACAGAGGUAGCCCCCCUGGAGGCGGCAGCAACGGUAGUGGAGGUAGUGGUGGGAAUGCAGGAGGCGGGGGAGGGGGUUCUAAAGGACAGGGAAGCCCAUCCAGCUGUUCCAGCGGCAGCAACAACCCCUCGUCCGGAUCCACGCGCAGCGCGGCCAGGAGUGCCGGGGAACUGGUGGAGAGCCUAAAGCUCAUGAGCCUGUGUUUAAGCUCACAGUUUCGCAGCUCAAGAGCAGGUGGAGGAGGACAUUUCAUCAUCGACCCGCAGAGCCUCUCUAGCGUCAAAGUUCAGGAGAAGUCCUCCUGGAAGAUGUGCAUCGGCUCCAACAGCAGCCUGGACAAGGUGGCCAUGCCUGGUCACGCUAGGAAUGUCAGUGGCGGGUCAGUGGAGCGUUACCCGGACCAAACGGCAACCAUGCUGAAUGGACUAGGUCUAGCCAAGGAGAACAACCUGAACUUGAAAAACAAUGUGCUCCAGCUACCUCUGUGUGAAAAAACCAUCUCCGUAAACAUCCAGAGGAGCCCAAGGGACGGGCUGCUUUGUACGUCUGCCCAGGCCAGCUGCUGCCAGGUCAUAUGAUGGCGGGUCGCAUGACUGGUCCUCGUAGCGGAUUGCUCUUAUCGCCAUAUUUGUAGCAUAAUGAGGACUUGAGUACUCUUCCAGUAGCUGUGUAUGACCUUUCCUGACCCUCAGCAGACCUUUUUGCCACCUGCCUUCUAUGUCGUCUUAAUCAUUCUUACAACAUAUUUAUUGAGUUCCUUUUUUUUCUUUUUGGGAUUUUAUGAGGUGCACGCUGCUAGCCUUUUUUUUUGUUUUGUUUUUUUUUGUUUUUGAAAGAGGGUCCUUUUUAGUCCCACUCAACGUUUUACAUUUGACUCCCUGCUGAUUGUUGUUUUCUCUACUUCUUUUCCCAUGACUUUUAAUCUCCUGAAAAAGCGCUUAAGAUGGAGUACGUGGUUGGGCAUUGGCCAGUCAAUCAAAUAGAAUUGUAGAUCUGUAUGACAAUAAAAUAUUUAAUAAAGAUAAAUAAAUAUAACCAAAAGUGUGACAUAGUAGCACAUGCUAGUUAAUAUGAGCACUUAAAUUCCCAAAAGCCUAUUUUAUUAAUAAAACAAUAGCUGAUGUUGAAGAAACAGCACCAGGUUUAAUUACUGCCCACGUCUUAAACUAAAUCACCAGUUUACAAUCUAGCAAAUUAUCUUAUUUGAUAAUUCAGUUACACAUUGAAUAGUGUAUAAUAGUGGUUUUUGACUUUCAAACUAUUUUCAGCAGGAUUUAUUAUUUAAAAGAAUUGUGAAUACUAAUAACAAGCAGUUUUUACAUCUACGAUUGAAUGUGCUUUUUUCCUUUUAAUGAGGUAUUUUCCUAACACAAAACUUUACUGACAAUCAGUCAGGAAAUCAAACUGUUUCUUGUAAGAAGUACAAGAGGAUCUGUGUAACUUGGAAUUUGUGAUAUACUGACAUUGUUUUCCUGUGGUUCUGAUAAAUAAGCUUUAGUUUGCCAAUUCAGUCUUAAAGUUUUAAAUAUAUAUACUACAACGUGAACACAGAUAAAGCAGGAUAGUGUGUGUAGUGCGACUGAAUUUGUAAUUGAACUUUUCGAAAACCCACUGAAUAUAAUUAUUUAAAAAUACAUCCAAAGAAGUAACAUUCAUAUCCAAACAGUAUGCAUAUUCGUUUGUCCUCGUGCAUCAACAUGUAGAUAUUAAGACGACUGGGUCUUGGCACUGCAGUAGUAUGCGAGGCCCACAGGUUUGGAGAAAGUAGGCUUGCUGGAGUUGCACAGCUCCGUGCUGCAUCCACUGUACCGAUCUGUAAGGAAUCCGUUAAGACAACAAUGCUCAAAACUUUGGCUGUGUUCUGAAGGCUUAUUUUCUUUUCCUGGAGGAAAGGUGAAAAAUUAAGACCUGCAUAAUUCUCUCCACACUAGGAAAUGAAUUCCUAGGUGGUGUUAAGCUCUAAAUCUCAGCCCAGCUGUUCUCACCUUAGUCUUUUUCCUUUUUUCUUUCGCAAUUCACACUUAUGUUACUGUAUGCGCCAGUCUUCAGUUAAGACUGGCCUUAGAUGUCUAUAGGGUAUGUAAAUAUGUUUUUAAAAGUUUAUUUUGUUCGAAAAGACUGCUGAUUAAAAUGCUGUGUUGAAAACAGGCAUCGGGUUGGCUUUAGAGUUAAAGCCGUGCUGGUUCAUCACCUAGCAGCCUGGCUCCAGGUAUUCUUGAAACCUUAACAAGCUUCUUACAUGUGGCCACUCUUUCAGGAAAUACAGCGUCAGGAGUUGGCUUGUGAAUGACCAUUACCUGGUGUAGAGGGGGAGAUCAAAGCUAUAAAGGGCCCAUGCUGAACCAGAGUGGAGUGGAGUGGGGUAGGGUAAGAGAUUUUAAAGGGCAUUGGCAAUAAGCUAUAAGUUGCAGCUAUUUGUAAAUAUACAUAUUUUUGUUUUAUAUUUCAUAACAUGUACAGCCUUAGAAUGGCUCACUUGACCGAAAAAAAAAAAUUAUCUUGAGUAUUUUUGUUUUUCUUUUUAAACAAUAAGGUCUGUAAAUAUUGAUGUAAAUAUGGUGCUCUCUAUAGAACUGCAGUGUUGGCCAUCUUGGUUCAUAGCUGUAAUAUAGCCUUAUUAGUUCUGAGUGUCUCAAACAAAUUUAGCAAAGUUGAAAAAGAAACCAGUGCUAUAUUCAUAAUGUCAGUCUCAGACUUUUGUCCUACCCUGAUGUAAACAGGUGAAAUGACAUGUGCAUGUGUUGUACGUUUGACAUAAUUGAUCCACGUACGUUGAGGGAAAAGAACCACCACAAAAUGUUACUGGACCAAAACCAUGUACUGACUUAUAAAGAAAAACGACAGUGAAAAAGCAAAAUGAAUAAAUGUUUUGUUGUUGAAAUUUGUCCUCAGAAGUUACAUAUAGCUAUGGUAAUGUCCGAAAAAUUAAAUGUUGUGGAAAAUGUCUUUACA